UCUCCUGCUGCUUUCACACAUCAGAACUUCAGAAACAAAGGGAUGAUGGACUCCUUCAUGUGCAAGAUCCUGACUUUAUUCAUUAUCUGCACAGCUCUGCAAGAGGGUUGUGGACUCAGCUUAUUACAUGAGGCAGAGCUGCCAGCUCAGGCUCCACAUCAACACCAUGUCAGGACCAAACGCUGCUCCUGUAACAGCUGGGAUGAUAAAGAAUGCAUCUACUUCUGCCACCUAGAUAUUAUCUGGGUUAACACACCAAGUAAACUCCUUCCAUAUGGUCUGGGAAAUGCCCUGUCUCGCCGCCGGCGUUCCACCAACCGUUGCAAGUGCCUCAACCCAGCUGAUAAAACCUGCUCUAGAUUCUGCCAUAAAAGCUCAGAGAAUACUAGGAAUGAUGGUGUGAACCAGCUGGGAAAAUAUAAAAAGAUAAACCGCAACAAAAUUCUUGCAUCAUUUAGGUCUGUGGUCAAGUCCAACAUAGCGAUCGCAAACAACUUUCUGUCAUCAAAUCAGAACCUGGCUAGAGUCAACAGACUCAAGAGUAGAAUGGAGAGGUAGAGGGCUCAGCCAAAGCCAGAAGCAUGGAUUCAAUCUCAAGGACUGGAGACUUCUCCAGGGGGCUUCGGUGCCAACAACAGGGUUUUGAAACAUAUUAAGAGUCUGGGGAUGCAGAGAUGGAAAGAUGCAAUGCAAAGGAGCCGGUGGAUCAAGCAUUUGAUCAACAAAACAGAGCUUUGGAAGACUGGCAGCUCCCUGAGACAGUAGCCUUGUGGCAGGUGCAAUGUUGGGUGGGGACAGUCAAAGAUAAUAUUUUGAACCCUCCUUGAGCUCUUUUGAACUUAACAACAGUCUACUUGCCAUGGAAGGAUCCUUCAAAGCCAAGGACAUGGGAGCUGGUGGGCAACCACAUCUAGAAAGCCUGAAGUGACUAGUUAUCAGGUUUUCAUGCACCAAGCGCUGGUUUGACUCGUCUAUAUGGGCAGUUUUAUAUCCACAACUCACUCACACUGAGGAUUAUAGGGUGACAUCUUCCAGAGUCAUAUCAACUCUAUAUUGUUUGUCCAUGUUUACUCAAAUGUCCUUGAAAUUAUUUUCUCAUGGCUAACUUUGAGUUUAAGUCUGCUCUGUAUCAGAGCUGGAAAUUGCUGUCUUGCCUAAUGUUUUGAGCAAAUGAUCAAAUAGCUUAUUAAUUAUCAGGCCUACUUGAAAAUGGAAGCUUAUUCACUCUCGGCACAAACUGCCAUAGAGAAAUGAAGGUUGUGUCUUUAGAGUUAUCUGGCAAAUAACUGUCCACUCGUCUGCGCACACAGUCGACUGCGCUUUCUACUAACAACUGGUCUAUUGUGUUGACUCAGGUAUUUUGUGCACAGCUCAACCAGAAGGUUUCAGUGUCAUGCAACUUGCCAAAGACCAAAAAAGAAAGAAAGACGCAGCAAUUGUUUUUCUCCUCUGACAAAUGUUCAUUUCUCUGCAAUUAGCUAAUGGAAAAAGCCGACUCCUGGCUUGUGUUAUGCACUUCAAACACUAUUCAUGUGUGGCCUGCACCUUGUCUGUACCAUGAAUCCAUUCCCUCCCAUCAGUCCCGCAGUGAUGGAAAUAUCAUUGACACAUGGAAAUAUCAUUGUAACUCAGAAAAUAUUCCUCAUCAAAUGUCUCAGUGCUGUAUAUGAUGGAUAGUUUAUCGGCUUAAAAGUUUACUGUUGAUGGUAAGUGAUAGCAGUCAUUGUAAAUAGAAGAACUUAUUUAUUCUCUAACUUAUUCAGAGAUGUAUUUA
Molecule: messenger RNA, 1774 nt
Organism: Monopterus albus (swamp eel)
Lineage: Eukaryota; Metazoa; Chordata; Actinopteri; Synbranchiformes; Synbranchidae
Product: endothelin-2-like
Exons: 5
Coding region: 43-558 (171 amino acids)
Biological process (GO): vein smooth muscle contraction; intracellular calcium ion homeostasis; regulation of vasoconstriction
Cellular component (GO): extracellular region
Molecular function (GO): hormone activity; endothelin B receptor binding
Source: RefSeq, a predicted model, not a curated record